AUGCUAAAGUCUGUGCGUCUCAAAAAGGCUCGCACCAUGUUCCCCAAGGGCACGAAGCGUAAGUCCCCGGAGGACGAGGCCCCGGGCCCCGGGCCCCUGUCCUACAGUCUGCAGAGACAGUCGCUGUUGGACAUGUCUCUGAUUAAGCUGCAGCUGUGCCACAUGCUGGUGGAGCCCGACCUGUGCCGCUCUGUGCUCAUCGCCAACACAGUGCGCCAGAUCCAGGAGGAGAUGAGCGAGGACGGGACCUGGCAACGCAUGGCCCUGGCCCUGGCUCAGGGCGCUCAGGGGCCACAGGGGCCCUCUGGACUGGCCCCGCCCCUCACUCCCUCACCUGAGCGCCUCGUGGCCUCGGAGCUGCUCUGCCGCUCGGACCUUAAGCCAGCCCCCCACAGGGGCGAGGGGGGGCUGGAGGAGCGGGCCCCCGGGGCCCCUGACUCUCCUGACUCUCCGUACCUCGGGCCCUUCAGCCGGUGGGAGGGCGACGAGGGCGAGGAGGGGGAAGAGGGGGACAGCGAAGAGGCGGACGAGGCAGACAGCGAGGACAGUCUGUCAGACCCCGAGGAGGAAGUCAGGGAGCACACGGUGUUCGGGACAUUUGAAAUAAAGCCGCCCUUAGCAGAGAGCAGGGGCCCCUCAGCAGAGAACAGGGGCCCCUCAGCAGAGAGCAGGGGCCCCUCUGUAGAGCCGGCGCGUCUGUGUGACAUCAGAGCGCCCUCAGACGCGGCUCUAGAGGAGCUCUUCUCGGAUGUGGACCCUUCGUACUAUGACCUGGACACAGUUCUGCUGCAGGGGCCAAAGAUGGGCCCCUACGAUCUGUUGGAGAGCCUGUCCCAUAGCCCCGCCCUGAGCCCCGCCCCCACAGCCAACUGUCGCUCAGACAUCAAUGAACUCGACCACAUCAUGGAGAUCAUCGUGGGGUCCUGA
Knipowitschia caucasica is the source of this 927-nucleotide messenger RNA. Lineage: Eukaryota; Metazoa; Chordata; Actinopteri; Gobiiformes; Gobiidae. The record is from the annotation of a GenBank genome assembly.